Alternaria arbusti is the source of this 747-nucleotide messenger RNA. RefSeq lists its product as uncharacterized. Bases 1 to 747 code for a protein of 248 amino acids. Gene Ontology annotation, molecular function: protein binding. The record is from RefSeq and is a predicted model, not a curated record. The transcript has 2 exons. Lineage: Eukaryota; Fungi; Ascomycota; Dothideomycetes; Pleosporales; Pleosporaceae.
AUGGUCGGCAAAUCCGCGACAACGGAGCCGCCUCGAAAGAGAGUGCGCUGCUCGGUCGAUGAUGGGCCUAGUCUUCAAUCGAAACCCAUCGUUGUGCGUGUCGGCAGUGACAUGCACGGGAAGCAGGAAUUUUACAUUCACGAAACGCUACUUCGCGCAAGUUCGGGCUUAUUUGACUCCGCGCUCAAGACAGAGUGGAAAGAGGGGCAAGAGGCUGCCGUUCAUAUUCCGCACUAUAAGCCAGCUAUCUUCGGUCUGUGGCUCAAAUUCCUCUAUACUGGCAGAAUCUACAUGGCAGAAGAGGAUAUGGAUGGCAAACCCAGGCCAAAGCUGACAGAUCGCGCCGAAUUCGCAACAUGGAGGGAUCUCUACGCUCUUGGAGACUAUAUUCGAGAUAACGACUUCAAGGACGCUCUGAUCGACGCCAUGAUCGACUUCAUCUCGGUUGUGCCAGUGUAUCCAGCAUCACUUGCCAGCUAUAUCUACCCGUACUCGAUAAGUUCCUCAACUCAUCGGGCAUUUGCAGUCGACAUCUUCGUCAAUCUUUGGGGCCGGGAGGGGUUCAACGUCCACAAGGGACAUCCACCGCAGUUUCUGGAAGAUGCCUUGAAGGCUAUUGGGCCGAACCUUCACCUGGGCAUCAAGACUAAGACUGCGGAAGCGUGGUUCAAGAUUGGCGAGGAAUGCAAAUACCACGACCACGGAGAUAAGCCUUGCUACAGGACCAAGCCUGCCUUCCGCUUCUGA